GUCGCCAAGUGGACGCCGUUGGUUGCCUGUACAUUUGUUUUGAAUAAAAUUAUGGUUUUUUUUAUUCUUUACAAUAAGUAAAUCUGAGUUUUUGUGGUGAAUUAAAUUAGAAACCGACGACCAUCUCGAGACCGCUUGGUUGUGUUUUGAAGAUGACUGCCGCGUAUAGUGUUGUAGCGACGUUGUAGAUAAAGUACCUAUGAUAUUAACUUUAAAAAAUUGGGUGCUCUUUAUGCCUAAAUUGUAAAAAAUAAUAUGUUUUCACUACUAGUACCAAAAGGUAUGUAAAUUAAAUUACUAUUUACAGUUUCGUCAGAUUUCUACGGACGAAUAAGUGCGUCCACAAGACUUGAUAACUUAUUGCAUCUUAAAAGAGGACUAGACUGAAUAUUGGCUUAUUUGUAAGUCUAUCUCGAGUUUAUCACCACGUAUAACAUAAAUUAAUAAUAACCCGUAAUAAAGUAAAUUCUGCUUAUAGAAAAUGAUGAAGUUUUUUAUUCAAGUGGUACUGGUGUUAGCUGGCAUUCAGUUGGCCACCGCCAUCCGCUGCUACGACUGCAACAGCGUCAACAACACGAUGUGCCUGGAUCCGAGCAGCUAUGAUGAGGAGACUCUUCGCCGAUUCCUGGUGUACGCAGAGUGUGGACAGGGCGUCAUUGUGCCACAGAACUACUUUUGCAGGAAGAUUGUACAGACUAUCUACCACACAAACCGCGAGUCCGAGUUCCGCAUAACGCGCGGCUGCGGCUGGGUGCGCGCUCCACAAAACCUCGACUGUUAUAAGGCGGACAACCACGACCAUCUGGAAACGGUGUGCCAAUGUUUCGAAGAUGGAUGUAAUGGGGCAACUUCAAACUUCGCAAAUUGGACACUGUUUAUUUCUGGCAUUGUUGUCAUAUUAAAUAAAUACAAUUAAAAUUA
Messenger RNA from Cydia pomonella (codling moth), 921 nucleotides. RefSeq lists its product as uncharacterized. The coding region runs from base 482 to 916 and encodes 144 amino acids. The record is from RefSeq and is a predicted model, not a curated record. Lineage: Eukaryota; Metazoa; Arthropoda; Insecta; Lepidoptera; Tortricidae. The transcript has 3 exons. Gene Ontology annotation, biological process: positive regulation of voltage-gated potassium channel activity; regulation of synaptic transmission, cholinergic; sleep.